This is a messenger RNA of Conger conger (European conger), 4334 nucleotides long. RefSeq names its product B-cell receptor CD22-like. The coding region runs from base 78 to 2339 and encodes 753 amino acids. The transcript has 10 exons. Gene Ontology annotation, cellular component: membrane. Gene Ontology annotation, biological process: cell-cell adhesion. NCBI's taxonomy places the organism in Eukaryota, Metazoa, Chordata, Actinopteri, Anguilliformes, Congridae. The record is from RefSeq and is a predicted model, not a curated record.
AGUGGAGAGAGACUGGAUAUUCUUCUGUGCUACAAUCAGCUCCACCCAGUGCCUCUGCUCCUCACUAAUACUGAGACAUGAUUGGAGCAGAGAGACUCAUCCUCAUUGGCUGCCUGCUGCAAGGAGCCCUGGGCGGAGAUUGGGCAGUCUGGAUGCCUCAGAGUAUAAAAGCUCUGAAUGGAUCCUGUGUGCUGAUUCCUUGCAGAUUUGAUAUCCUGUCUCAAUGGGAAAAAGAUCUGGGACAGACUUCAGUGCAGUGGUUUAGAGAAAAAGAUAAUACUGUAGUGUUUGAUUCUAAAAGCCAAGCUGAAUCUCAUCUGCAAGGAACGUUCAGUGGAGACCUGCUGCAGAAGAACUGCACGACACUCCUAUUUCCAAAACGUGCUCAUGAUAAAUAUUACUUAAGAUUAGAAGAACCCAUCAAAUGGACUUAUACAAAAACAUUUGUUGAACUUAAUAUCACAGACUCUCCACCCAAACCCAAGUUAACCACAGAGAAGGUGGAGGUGAUGGAGGGGACCUCUGUGAGUUUGAGCUGCUCUGCUGCAGCCCCCUGUCCCAAACUCCCCCCAAAUCUGACAUGGACCCCCAGGCUGAGUGACAGUGUGGAUCAACUGCAAGAGAAUGAGGAUAAUACCACAUCUGUGUCUUCUGUUCUGACUUUUACUGCUUCCCACCUCCACCAUGAGCAGAAGAUCACCUGCAGGGCACUUUACACACUGCAACAAGGAGGCAAUCAGACGUCUGAGGCCAGUCUGACUCUCAAAGUCCGAUAUCCUCCUAAGAAGACCUCAGUGUCAGUCAGUCCCUCUGGUUCAGUGUUAGAGGGCAGCUCAGUGACUCUGACCUGCAGCAGUAAAGCCAGCCCACCAGUGCAGAACUACACCUGGUACAGAGUGAAUGGGACAGAGAUGAACACUGUAGGAACUGGACAGAAUCUCACCUUCAAUGUGACUGAGUCCAGUGGCAGUGAACAGUACUACUGUGAAGCACAGAAUGAACAUGGCAAGGAGAACUCAACAACUGUGCAGCUUGAAGUUUAUUUUCCUCCUAAGAACACCUCAGUGUCUGUCAGUCCCUCUGGUUCAGUGUUAGAGGGCAGCUCAGUGACUCUGACCUGCAGCAGUAAAGCCAGCCCACCAGUGCAGAACUACACCUGGUACAGAGUGAAUGGGCCAGAGAUGAACACUGUAGGAACUGGACAGAAUCUCACCUUCAAUGUGACUGAGUCCAGUGGCAGUGAACAGUACUACUGUGAAGCACAGAAUGAACAUGGCAAGGAGAACUCAACAACUGUACUGCUGAAUGUGAUAUACAUGCCUCAGAUCUCUGGCUCUGGGAGCUGCAGCAGAACUGCAGCAGAGAUCAGCUGCUCCUGUGAGAGCCGUGGGAAUCCCUCUCCCAGCAUGGAGUGGCAUGUGUCUGGACUGCGGGUCACUAACUCUACUGACAGUGUCAUCAGGGAGGAGCAGCUGGGGAACACAGGCCUGAGGAGCUCCCUCACCAUGCGCCACUCACAGGGAGACACGGCCACUCUCCUCUGCCUCAGUACCAACGCUCUCGGCACCUCCAGGCUCCAGCUCUGUGUCCCGUCUCCACAGCAACAAUCAGAUUACAGCAUUCCCUCACUGCUGAUUGGUGCAGCUGCUGGUGCCGGUGCCAUGAUGUGUAUUUGCCUCAUAAUGCAGCUCGUUCUAAAGAAAAAGAGACACAGCCAGGGUCCUGGAAAUCGAAUGAAGGACACUGAAGGGCUUAUACUGACUGAUGGGAAGGCUGCUCAAGAUGAGGAGUUGCUCUACGCCAGCUCAGAAGCCGUGGGAAAGGGGAACGGGACCUCCCUACACUACGCCAGCGUGGAUUUCUCCAAACUCCGCAGCACGGGUGGCAAUCAAGGAACAGGUGUUAUCCGGGGCAGUUCCCAACGGACUUCCGACUACGCCGUGAUCCGGCACAGAGCCAGAGAAGAAGGUGAGGAGGUGCAGGUGGAGGUGGAGGUGGAGGUGGAGAAGGAGGGACCGGCUGAGCUGGGAGCAGAGAGGGAGACAGCCGAGGUGAGGGGCGGGCCGGAGGGGGAGUGUUCGCCGAAUGUGAACCAGCAGCCCUCCAUCAACCCUGACCCCGUGGAGGAGGCCACCUACGGGAACAUCUGUCGCUCCAGGCCCACUAAGAGGGCACAGCAGGGGCAGCAGGAGACACCCAGGAACCCUGCUCCAGAGGAGGAGGAGCAGAGAGAGGAGGGGCAGGAGGACAUGUACGUGGAUCUCAUGAGCCCCCUGACGGAGGGAGGUGGAAAGGGAGUGGAGGAGAGUGAGUACGCCGAGGUCAGGAAGCUCCAGUGACACGCCACGGAGUUAGCCCGAGCCAUCGCACCCUGCUAUGCAAUUGUAAUGCCAGAAUAUUUACUUCACAGCAUGCUACAAAACAGAUGUUAUAUUUCAGUAUGGCACAUGAUAUUAUGUUGUCAUACUGAAGUAGAAUGACUUUUUCACAAUCUGGCUGAUUACUGUAUUAACCUUUAGUGAGGAUCAUGCAGUGCGUAACAACAAAACAUACAUACUGCAACAGCUACGUAACGCUAUGAUAUGUUACAAUAUGUCACAUUACGUUAAAUUAGCAUACAGAAGAGAGUUUUUGCCUUUUUAAAGUAAUUAUUACUUGUUCUCAAACUUAGUCCUGGGUGGUAUGCUGGUUUUCGUUGCAACCACAAUCGCAAUCCCAGAAUUGUAACAAUCUGUUAACUUCUUUAAAUGACAUAGCCUACUUAUUCCUCAUACGCAUAUUGUGCUUAUGAUGGUAUAUUGAAAAUAACUACAUAAAAAGAGGUGACAUAACUUCAGCUGAUCAAAUGAAACACUUCAUUAUCUAUCAAAUGGUUUGUUUUUAUGGCCAGGGGUCCACUAGGAACCUACAGAUUCGCUUGUCUUUGUUUAUGUAUAGAAUGUAGAAUGCAUAGCCAUAAUCUGACUCUAUUCCCUCUAAGCAUUACAAGUACCGUACCUAAUUUAGAGAAGUUAAUAGCUUCUUAAAAUUCUGGGAUUGUGGUUGUACCGGCAUACAAUGGCAGCCCACCAGGACCAAAUUUGAGAGCCACUGCUUGAGCAUAUAAUAGUUUUUGGCAGUAGUUUCCUUUGCUGUACAAUACAAUACAAUACAAUACAAUGUCACUUUGUCAUUGUAAGGCGGAAAUUAUUCAAAUCUGGUAUUUUAAUCACUCAGUGCACUGGUGUGCUUGCUGGCUUCCUCUGAUAUGGUGGCAAUAUGUGGCUGUAAAGUAAUUUAACCCCAGGAGCACCCAUACGGGCAGGAGCCUGUGGGGGAAAAACAUAUGCCGUGUUCCCAACAGCUGUCCUCCUGAACCCCCUGUAAAUCCCCCUCCUCUCACAUUUCUAUCAUGGUGCGACAUCCUUUACGGCACGGGAAGGUUUGAGAAAGCACUGCCUGCUGGGCCCAGACAUUAUUCUCUUGGACCCCCCUUCAUUACUCCCUCCCUCUCACAUCUCCCUCAUUCACUGAAAUCAUGCAUAAAGCAUUGGAUGUUUCAUGGAAAAGCCAGUUUAGAUAAUAUUCAUGUUUGGUAUUAUUCUGAUUGUUUCAGUGUGACUGGUGCAAUGGUCUAAUUUCUGCAACAGCAAACCAUCCAGGAACCAAGGGGAAACUGUGUGUCCCGGUGAAAGCCAUGUGCCUCAAACCCCCUGAUCAAAUCUUACUGCCUGGGGUAGCCUGGCUCCAAAUUCUGAAUGGUUAUAAACGCCAGAUGGUUCAUUGCGGACCAAUUUGAAUGGUCAACAUCAAAGGCCUGAUUUUGGAUUUAAGGAGACCAAACAAAGCAAUCUGGGAGGAUGCAAUCAGACUCCCGUGCACACCAUGCACGUCACUUCUAUGUACAGGGUGUCUGCAGCCAGACCCCCAUAUGUAGCUUUUGUUACCAGGUAUGUCUUUUAAGACUCCAGGAUUUGGUUUCUUUUGUAAUACUUUUAUGUAUAUUUUAUUUGUAAUUGAAUGUGAUUAAGUACGUAACCUGCCUGGUAAAAUAAAUGGUUAUUCUUGAUUUGUGUGGGUUCCCUUACAGACACUCACUGUUAUAGGCAGAGUGGUACUACAGUUUUUUUGUAUUAGCUAUUGUAUUGUUGUACUCAGGGUAUUCUAGCUGCCAACUGUGGAAUACUAGUUUGGAAGUUGAUGUAUUCUUCAAGGUUUCCGAUUAUAUCUGUACGGUUACACUAGGACUCGGAACUGUACUGUCCUCUCAGGUCCUCUUCGUACUUGUGUUUGGAUCUGCACUUUGUUGUACGUCGCUCUGGAUAAGAGCGUCUGCUAAAUGCCUUGUAAUGUAA